GCAGCACCGCCCGCUGCCAGGGCCAUGCCAGGGCUGGGCCCGGAGCCGCCCGGCCGCCGCUGCCCGCCGCCCCCUCAGAGCAGCCCCCCGCGCCUCCAGGGCGGCCUCCCGCCCGCGCCAGGCGCCGCCCCCGGCGGAGGCGGUGCCGCCCCCCCGGCGGCCGGGCCCGGCGGUGGCAGCGGCCGCGCGGGCCGGGGCGAUGGCGGCGGCGGAGGAGGACGUGUUCCUGAGAGCCCGCGGCAGGACUCUGAACGCCUUCGUCCCAGAUGCUGAGUACCAAUGGAAGGGGCCCUUCUACUUCAUCCAAGGAGCAGAUCCUCAGUUUGGGCUGAUGAAAGCUUGGACACAUGGAGACACUAACAAUGGCGAUGACGAAUGGGGAGAAGAAAUUAAAUUAGCAGAGCAAGCAGUGCAGGCCGUUAACAAACUGAGCCCUAGACCCAAGUUCUUUGUGCUGUGUGGAGACCUUGUCCAUGGAAUGCCAGGAAGCCGAUGGAAAAAAGACCAAGAGCGAGAUUUAAAGAAUGUUCUGAAAAACACUGACCAGGACAUACCACUGGUAUUAGUCAGUGGGAAUCAUGAUAUUGGCAAUACUCCAACAAAAGAAACCAUAGAUGAUUAUUGCAAGAACUGGGGAGAUGACUUCUUCAGCUUUUGGGUUGGAGGUGUUUUCUUUCUGGUGUUAAAUUCUCAGCUAUAUUACGAUUGUUCCAAGUGCCCUGAGCAAAGGCAAGCUCAGGAUGCCUGGCUCGAUGAGCAGCUGGCUGUUGCUGCAAACCAGAAAUGCAAGUACAUAAUUGUAUUUCAGCACAUCCCUCUGUUUCUGAGCAAACCUGAUGAAGACGAUGAUUAUUUCAACUUGCCUAAAUCCGUUCGUCAGGAGAUAAUGGAAAAGUUUCAUAACGCAGGUGUCCGAGCUGUAUUUGCUGGGCAUUACCACAGGAAUGCUGGAGGGUCCUACAAAGGCCUGGAAAUGGUGGUGUCAUCAGCCAUAGGGUGUCAGCUGGGACAGGAUACCCACGGCCUUCGAGUGGUGGUUGUGACAGAGGAGAAGGUGGUGCACAAAUACUACAGCUUAACUGAACUGGGCAGCCACGGCAUCGAGAAGGAGCUGCUGGAUAUGCUUGGAUAAGGAAAAGUAGGCUGUGUCAGGAGGUGUUUUUCCAUAUUAGAUAAACAGUUCCAUAAAGUUUCCCCAAGCAGAACUACACAUUUCUGACUGCAGUGUCCCAGAACAGCUCUCAGUUUGUUGUUGUCCUAAAUAACAAGGAAGUUGUUGACACGUUUUUCUUUUUGAAAAUGAGACCUGUGAGGGAUAUGGGAGAAGAGCAGAGCUAAUAUGGUAGUGUGUCAUUGAAAAGUACAGCUCUGAGAAUUUCCACUUUGCUCCUAGAUAAUACUUUCUUAUUACAGAGAAACUGGUGUCUGUAUGACCCUUUAACUAACUUGAGAGGUAUUUCAAAAUCAAUAAAUUUAGUAAUUUCUGAUACCUCCUGGACAAUAUGAAGGGGGUACAUUUUUACAGAAACAUCUUUAAAAAUGUGAAAUUAGCAGACUCCUGCUGACUUUUAGAAACUUUAAGGUCAUACCCUGUUACCUUGGGGUCAUAUUUUCUCCCAUUUCGCACACUUUAUUUUCUUAGCUCUUCAGAGCCAGGAGCAAUAGGAGAGCAGACACAUUCUGGUUUGCAGUCACAGCUUGGGUUUCUGUUAUAUUAUAAAGUUAUAAAGUUUAUAUAAUGUUAUAUAGUUUUAUAGUUUCCAUUAUAUAGUUUUAUAUAAUGAAAAGUUUGUAAAUGAGGCUGAUAUAAAUGUCACUGACGGAAACUAAAGGUGAAACAGUUACUUCUAUUUUGAAAUUUCACUACCAUUCCAUUAGCAUAUAUCCUGGCUCUUGCUGUGGAACUUGGAAUAGUUGCAUGGGGGAAUAUUCUGCACAGAAUACUGUAAGCAGAAGUCACUGUUGAUUCCUGGACAAGCAGAGAUCUUUGAUUUCCAAAUGCAAUGUAGAGUGCCUUACUGUAAGGCAGUACAGAAUACUACAGAAUAUUGAAAACCCUAAAAAGUAUGUUUUCUUCACUGCAAGAAGUCUUUAAAAACAAAUUCUUGAAAUAGUUGGUGUGCUGCAAUCCACCUUUUUUUAGCAAGUGUAUCUAGUUUGUUGCAAAUAAAGUCUUCAUGCAAUUAACUCAUA
Prinia subflava (tawny-flanked prinia) is the source of this 2193-nucleotide messenger RNA. It is a transcript of the gene CPPED1, whose product is annotated as calcineurin like phosphoesterase domain containing 1. Gene Ontology annotation, molecular function: hydrolase activity. Bases 200 to 1132 code for a protein of 310 amino acids. The record is from RefSeq and is a predicted model, not a curated record. The transcript has 4 exons. Lineage: Eukaryota; Metazoa; Chordata; Aves; Passeriformes; Cisticolidae.